AGCCAUUUCGCGCCCGAGCGGCCUCCCCUGCGCCGGGGCCCCUGGGCGAUGUGGCGCGCCAACUUCGAAGUGGCGUUGCGCGCCCGAGCCGUAAAGAAGACAUGUUGAGGCCAGACCUCAAUCAAGAAGCAGCGCGGAGCCCGACGUCAUCAGCUGCAGCGCUGAGACCAGGCGAGCGCGCAGCCGCCAGGAAGCCCGCCCCCCUUCCGCCCCCCCCCCCUCCUUCCUCCCUCUCUUCAACCUCCUGGCAAACCAGAGCGUCAACAGUUGCGGCGCCGCGGUCAGAGCGCAGGCGAUCCGUCGAGAAGACGAAGGACGAGCCCGACGCAAGCAGCUACAACGCUGGGCUCAGGGUCGCAAGCGGGAGCCAGACCAUGCACCUCACUGCGAGAAGCGGGAUGGUGAAGGUCGAGCCCAACGCCGUCAGCUACAGCCCACUCCGCAUCCGACGCUGGAGGCCAAGCUGGUGGCCGUCGAAGGUCGAGCGCGAUACCGUCAGUCACAGUGCGGCGAUCAGGGCAUGCUACAUUGGGCGUCAGAUGCCACGCCUCACUGCGAGAGGCGGGAGGCGAAGCUGGAACCCAACAUUGGAGUCAGAGGCCAAUCUAGUCUAGCCCUAUACCACUAUUAUGCGAGAAAUGGAAGGCAAAGCUGGAACCCGCCUCUGAACCCGACGCCCAAGUGCGAGAAGCGGGAGGCGACGGUAGAGCCCGACGUGAUCAGCUACAGCGUUGGGGCCGAGGGAAAAGCGAGCACGAACGGAUGCGCCACGAUCAGCUACGACGCUGGGGGCAGUCCGUGCGAGAAGGGUGCGCGCAGUGGCAGCACACGCUGGCGCUGCAAAGCGUGCGGGUGGGCUAUGAUCAGCUACAGCGCUGGGAGCGACCCGUGCGAGAGAAGGGGGCAAGCAGUGGCAGCGGACGCUGGCGCUGCGAGAAAACGCCAGCGGGAAGGGGGAUGUGAAGUUAGAGCCCGAUGGCCUUCUAGCUAACUCCGCUAGAAACAGCGCGUGCGAGAAGUGCAGGGGCGACAAUCGGGGCAGUGGAUCGGUGCACCUCGAUAGCUUCGGCGCGAAACGGCAGGGGGGAGCUCUGUGGCCAACCUCUUGCGAGACGAGGGGGGCGAAGCUAGAGCCCAAGUUCCCACAUUUAGUACAGUGCUGGACCCGAUUCGUGCGAGAACAAAACGCAAGCAGCGGCAGCUGGGCUGCCAAGGCGUGCGAGGAGUGGGGUGUGGCUCGGGGGCGGCCCGAAACUGCCCCGCUCCCGCGGUAGCAAAUCCACGGGGCGUUGCUAACCGUUUGACCAGC
This is a messenger RNA of Prorocentrum cordatum, 1309 nucleotides long. The record is from the annotation of a GenBank genome assembly. Lineage: Eukaryota; Dinophyceae; Prorocentrales; Prorocentraceae.